Messenger RNA from Didymodactylos carnosus, 1347 nucleotides. The record is from the annotation of a GenBank genome assembly. NCBI's taxonomy places the organism in Eukaryota, Metazoa, Rotifera, Eurotatoria, Philodinida, Philodinidae.
UGAAAGAGCAAACAUUUCUCUACAAAAUGCACGGCCAAAUGAUAUUUUAACCGUGAAGGUGAUGGAACGGCAAUCAAAUCUUUUACCGGGACCAGAAAAUUAUUUUUGGUCCCGAUGCCCAUCUCUACUAUAAAUGUAUGUCAAAAGUGUCCUUCAGCGCACAGAAUAUACACAAAAGAAAAGAAAGGAACGCAAAAAGACAGCGUGCGUCCUUUAUGUAUCGUUCUUUUCUGUUCUGGCGCAGCUGAUAAAAGAAACAUUUUAAAUGUAAAAUGCAUCUUUUUUGAUCAAAGUUUUAACAUUUACAUUUGUUGCUACAGGCCUAAUAUAUACAUAUAAUAACGUGAAUUAGAAAACAAAUAGAAAAGAAAAAAAAAACAGAAAAGAAAAUCACUAGUUUUCGCAGUUCUACUCUAAUCUGCUACAAGUCAGAAACCUUACUGGUCACAUAUUAAUCAGUGGACUGAUCAACCGUGUUUUUUCGGAUUCGGAUAGGCGAAGGAUUUUGCAUAUUUAAACUAAUUUUCAGAAUUUGUUUUUGACUGAAUACAGACUUUUUAAGGAAACGACUAAGAGUAUAGAGAUAUGGGGAAUAUGAAUUCCAGCAGGCCUCAGUUUAUCCCAAUCAAUUUUAAUAUAAUUCUGACCAUAUUUUGAAGAAUAGUUUGAUGGUGAUAACUGCAAGAGUAAGAUUCCAUCUAUGAUUUGUUUUCAUAAUGUCUUGAAUACUUGUUGCGAAAUAAUUUUGAGUUUUUGUGAAAAAUCGCUUGAUUCUUUGCGUAAUUAUUUAAUAUAGAUUAGAUGAGUGAUAUUGUCGGGCAAUAGCAAGUAGCACUAUCAGACGGCGUUCAUAAAGUAGAAUUUGAACAUGGAACAACAACCGGGAAAAGAGUAAUUCGAGUGGAUGGCAAAGAAAUACGUCGAAAUGAUUGGUUAUUUAGACUUUUAGGAAAAGAACAUUUUAUAAUUGGUAAACAUAAUUGUAUAAUAAACAUUGAUGCCAAUUCUGGAUUUGCAUAUGAAUAUACAUUAGAAAUCGAUGGUAAACCGUUACAGAAGUUCCGUGAAAAUCGGUCGAAAAUCAGUCGAACAUGGACACUGAAAUUGGACGGUGAGGAAUAUCGAAUUGUGUUAGAAAAAGAUACGUUAGAUAUUUGGUUAAAUGGUAAACGUAUAGAAGCUGACAGGGAUUUUGCGGACGAGGGGACAGAAACGUAUUUUACAAUAACUACAGCUAAAGCAAAUCAUGAUGCCGUUGUCAAAGCAGUGAGUACAAAACAUCAUCGAUUUGGCAUCUAUCACUCAUUGAUAGUUGAUGGAACUGAAAUACCAGAAGCAACAGAAUAA